AUGGCCAGGAACUUAGAAGCCACCAACAGAUUUAGCAGACAACUGGAAAAUGAAGGUGCUCGUUCCGGCAAAGCCUUCUUGACCCCCAAAAAAAUCACAGGGGCUUUAUCUGAGGUGCAGAAUACACUCAAUAAGAAGUUUACACCGUUGAAACCAAAUCUGCUGAACAGCCCUAAAGUUCAACUAACAAAAGUCAUAAAAACAGAACCUAAGGAAACCCUGUCACCGGUUUAUGAUGAAGUCUACCAUGAAGUACCCUUUAUAGAUGAUUACAUCGACUUGUACCCUGGCGGUCUCACAAAGUUAACAGAAAAGCUGGUGGAAAGUCUUGAUUAUCGACCACCUACACCAGAACCACAAUGUGGUGACGAUUCAGGAUUUGAUUUUGUUGACGAUUUGCCUGUGGAUGAUUUACCUGGUGCCUUUGAUGAUUUGGAUGAUCAUCCUGAUUUCGAGCCGAUGUAUAUUGGAGAUUUCAGUUUUUAA
Molecule: messenger RNA, 486 nt
Organism: Ctenocephalides felis (cat flea)
Lineage: Eukaryota; Metazoa; Arthropoda; Insecta; Siphonaptera; Pulicidae
Exons: 3
Coding region: 1-486 (161 amino acids)
Source: RefSeq, a predicted model, not a curated record